AUGAAAAUCACAAAUUAUUAAUUUUGUGAAUUAGAAGAACAUGAUUCUGAAUUUCUAAAUAUGGUAUGUAUUGAUGAGUCGUGCAACAAACGAUAAUUAUUGUGUAAUAAUUGUAUAGAAGAUCAUUAACGAUGUAAAAAAAUUCCUUUAAAAAAAUUUGCUAAAUAAUUUCAUGAUCAAAUAAAUUGUAUGAAUUUAGAAAAUUAAAAAUGCUAAUAUAGUGAGUAAUAAUAUAGUUUAUAAUUUAAGUUUGAUUGUUAAUUUUGAAAAUAUUGAAGAGACAUUAUAAAAAGCUUAAGAAAAAAUAAUUGAAAUAUUCAAUAAAACAAAAUUGAUGAUUGAUAAGUAUAUAUAGAAUAUAUAGAUAUAGUGUUAAAAAAGAAGUGAAUAAAAAUUUCAAUAGUUAAGAUAGAAACUAAAGAUAAUUAUAAAUUAUACUAAAAUUUUAAGAAGAGCCAUCUUAAUUGAAUUAUAAGUUGUUAAUAGAUGAAAUAGAAUCAUUCAAACCUAAUAAUGAUAUGAUGUCAUUUACAGUAAAGAGAAAUACAUCAAAUUAAAUAAAUUAAUAAAAUAUUGAGAAUGGAAAGAUUUAUGUUUAAUAAUUAUAAGGUGCUAUAAAUACAUUAAUCGAUUAAUUUUAGAGUUUGAAUGAAGUUUUAAGAACAAAUAUUUAAGAUAAUUUUUAAAAAACUCCUAUAAAAAUGAUAGAAUAAGAGAAGAAUGAUAAAUCUAUGGAAAAGUAGUUAAAAUCUAAUGUUAUGAGUAGUAAUAGAUAAGUGUAAUAAUAAAUAAAUCCAAAAGAAAAUUAGAUAAUAUAAAUAGAAGAUGAUUCAAUAAUUAUUGAGGGAAAUAAAGAUGGGAAGAAAGAGAUUGUUUAAACAGUAGAUUAAAGAGAAUAUACAAUGGAUUAAUUAAAAAAAAUGAUGGAUAUAAAUUCUGGAAAGAAAGAACAAUUAGAUUAAAGAAAAAAUAAUAAUAAUAAUAAUAAUAAUAAUAAUAAUGUAGUAGAAUAGCAAUAGAGAAAUGAAUAACCUGGAAGUAAGGAUAAAUAUAUAUAUAUUUAUAGAAGAAGCAUAAGAAUAGGAAGAGAAUGAGACAGUUUUGAGUGUGACAUUAGAGAAGUAAUUUUAAUUUAUGUCAGGAGGAUUAGAAAUAAGUAAGAUGAUAUUUAUUAAUAAACAAUUAAUUGGAGGAAUAGGUGGAUCAAAAUUCAUGUUACAUGAUUUAUCUAUACCUGAUUCUGAAAGGACAAGAGUUCAUACAAUAUAGAAUGAAUAUGAAUAUACAGAUAUGGCAUAUUUAGAAUUAGAUGAAUAAAAUGGAUCUCUAUAUUUAGCAACAAAAAGAGGAUAUGUUUAUGUCUAUAUAAAAGAAGGAAUUAAAAAUAUUACAUUUAAAUUAGGAUCAAAUCAUCCAUUAGAUAUAAAAGGAAUGCUUUUAAUCUAAGUGAAUCCAAUUGAUAGAUAAUUAUAUAGUGUAGGAGAAGAAAAAAUAGUAAAAGUCUGGUCACUUAAAACUAUGAGAGAAAUUAAUAGAUUAGAAUUAUAAGAUUCCCCAACUGCAUUUUAUUCCAACUAAAAACAUGUUUUCAUUGGAGGUAAUAAAUUUAUUAAGAUUUGGGAAUAAACAUCAGGCAUUUGUUAAACAUUGAAAAAUUUAGAAUAAAAGGUUACAUCAAUCUUAACAAAUGAAUAAAAGUUGUUUGUUAGUAUGAUUGACAAAAUCAAAAUUUAUAAUUAAACUAUUAAUGGAGAAUAUCAUUUAACUUAGGAUGUUCCUUUUGGUAAUAUAAGAACUAUCCAAAUUUUUAAGACUUGGCCAAUGUUAAUUAUUUCAUAUAAUGAAGUAUAUACAUUUUUUUAAUUUAGAAAUAAAUGCCUAGAACUUCCUUAUAUCAUUAUAUCGACCAAUCACCUUGUGAAGUCUUAUUUGAAUCAGAAGUUUAAUGUUGCAUUGUGAGAGAAUAAAAUAAAGUUAACUUCUUAGCUUUUGGUCUAGAAAAAGGAAAAUGCUGUAUAUAUAAGAUGGAACAAACAUUUUAGCCCUCCCAAUGAUAUAUCAAUUAAAUUAUUAUACAUUUUAUU
Molecule: messenger RNA, 2084 nt
Organism: Paramecium sonneborni
Lineage: Eukaryota; Ciliophora; Oligohymenophorea; Peniculida; Parameciidae
Source: the annotation of a GenBank genome assembly